Messenger RNA from Pseudoliparis swirei, 1488 nucleotides. It is a transcript of the gene tmem121b, whose product is annotated as transmembrane protein 121B. The coding region runs from base 1 to 1488 and encodes 495 amino acids. NCBI's taxonomy places the organism in Eukaryota, Metazoa, Chordata, Actinopteri, Perciformes, Liparidae. The record is from RefSeq and is a predicted model, not a curated record. The transcript has 3 exons.
AUGUUAGAUUCUGUUUCCAGAAUCCGGCCAGCAGAGCAGGAGACCGGGCAGCCGUCAGUCCACGAGCCGCAGAGGAGAAGCGGAGGAGAGACGCGCAGCAUCAUCACCCCGGAGGAGAGCCGCAGCAUCAUCGCCCCGGAGGAGAGCCGCAGCAUCAUCACCCCGGAGGAGAGCCGCAGCAUCAUCACCCCGGAGGAGAGCCGCAGCAUCAUCACCCCGGAGGAGAGCCGCAGCAUCAUCACCCCGGAGGAGAGCCGCAGCAUCAUCACCCCGGAGGAGAGCCGCAGCAUCAUCAUCACCCCGGAGGAGAGCCGCAGCAUCAUCACCCCGGAGGAGAGCCGCAGCAUCAUCAUCACCCCGGAGGAGAGCCGCAGCAUCAUCGCCCCGGAGGAGAGCCGCAGCAUCAUCACCCCGGAGGAGAGCCGCAGCAUCAUCCGAGAGAGCCGCAGCAUCAUCGCCCCGGAGGAGAGCCGCAGCAUCAUCACCCCGGAGGAGAGCCGCACCGCCGCCUGCGUCAUGACAUCGGGGGAGUUCAUGCAGAGCGCCCCGCUGCUGGCGCCCCGGUCCCCGCGCAGCCUCCUGUACAAGGCGCUGUGCUUCCUCCUGCUCGUCUUCCAGGGCGGCGUGCUGGACUUCUACCUCAUCAUCUUCACCGACCUGUACUGGUGCUCGUGGAUCGCCACGGACCUGGUGGUGAUCUCGGGCUGGGGGAUUUUCUUCAUGAAGAACGCGCGCAGCAAGCGGGAGCGGGCCUGCGGCUUCCACCAGAAGAGCUCCGUCUUCGGCUGCAACCUCGGGGAGUUCACGUACGCCUACCUGGCCUGGCUCAUAUACGUCAUCGCGUGCACCCCGAAGGUGGUGCUGAUCCUGGAGACGUCCAUCCUGGACCUGAUCGAGCUCAAGGUCCCGUGCGGGGUGACCGGCUUCAAGAUCGUCGUGCUGCUGUCCGCGCCGCUCCUCUUCUGCCUCAUCAGCGCCAUCAUCGAGGACCUGAACGGGGCCACGCGGCACCGCUCCCACGGCUGCUUCAUGAGCACCUGCGUGGACCUGCUGGACAGCUUCACGCUGGUGGAGAUGCUGCUGAGGAGCGAGAUCCCCACCGCGUACCUGAAGUACACCGUGGUGUCGGUGUACUUCGUGGUGCUGGCCGCGCCGGUGAUCUGGCUGUACGAGCUGACCGCGUCGGAGCUGCGCUGCCGGUGGCUGUGGGCCCGCUUCUGCGCGGGCCUGCUGGUCAACGCGCCGCUGCUCGUGGUCAGGUGUUUCCAGGUGUACGUGUACGGGAUGCCGGUGUCGGUGUUCAUGUUCAAGAACAUCUUCUUCCUGGCGUGUCGGCUCCUGGAGCUGGUGGAGCAGUGCGCGGCGGUGCGCGGCGCGCGGCGGCGGCUGGCCGGCGACGGCAACCCGGCCGAGUUCUCCCACUGCGUGUCGGAGAACGACAUGUGUCCACACGGGUACGUCAACACCCUGGCGGUCACCCAGUCCUAG